AUGGAGGAAGCUAACAGUGUACAAGAUAGAGACAACAAGUUCUUAUGGAAGGCGGUUGACGAAGCAUAUAAAUAUGUUGAAUGUGGAGAUGGGGAAGAUAGAGACAACAAGUUCUUAAGGAAGGUGGUUGACGAAGCAUGUAAAUGUGUUGAAUGUGGAGAUGGGGAAGAUAGAGACAACAAGUUCUUAAGGAAGGCGGUUGAAGAAGCAUAUAAAGGUGUUGAAUGUGGAGAUGGGGAAGAUAGAGACAACAAGUUCUUAAGGAAGGCGGUUGAAGAAGCAUAUAAAGGUGUUGAAUGUGGAGAUGGAGGCCCCUUUGGUGCUGUUGUUGUGCACAAUGAUGAAGUACUUGUGAGUUGUCACAACAUGGUCCUGAGGAACACAGACCCAACUGCCCAUGCUGAGGUGACAGCAAUAAGAGAGGCAUGUAAGCAGCUGAAGCAGAUUGAACUUGCAGACUGUGAAAUAUAUGCAUCUUGUGAGCCUUGCCCCAUGUGCUUUGGUGCCAUCCAUCUUUCAAGGAUCAAGAGGCUGAUGUAUGGAGCCAAGGCUGAAGCAGCCAUUGCUAUUGGUUUUGAUGAUUUUAUUUCGGAUGCAUUAAGGGGUACUGGUUUCUACCAAAAGGCUCACUUGGAGAUCAAAAGAGCAGAUGGCAAUGAGGCUGUCAUUGCAGAACAGGUCUUUGAGGAAACAAAGGCAAAGUUCCAAAUGCACUGA
Molecule: messenger RNA, 717 nt
Organism: Prunus armeniaca (apricot)
Lineage: Eukaryota; Viridiplantae; Streptophyta; Magnoliopsida; Rosales; Rosaceae
Source: the annotation of a GenBank genome assembly